This is a messenger RNA of Rotaria sp. Silwood1, 829 nucleotides long. Lineage: Eukaryota; Metazoa; Rotifera; Eurotatoria; Philodinida; Philodinidae. The record is from the annotation of a GenBank genome assembly.
AGGUUGAUCACACAAGAGGGGUGUUCACUAAUAGAAGUUUUACUGUAGAUUUUUUUACUAUUUUUCACUUUUCCUAGUGAAUUUUAGUACUUUUUCAGACUUUCAGUAGUACUUAAUAGUAUUUUUUAGUCAAAAAGUACGAAAAUUACAUAAAAAGGUUCACUUAUAAGUAAACCCCCCCUCAUAAUAAAAGACCCCCGGGGUCUUCUAUUAUGAAUUUCAUAUCAUAUUCCAAAAGGGGUCUUCUAAUAUGAAUUUCUGUGCACAGACGACCAGAAAGAUAAUAUAUUCUCUCUCCAUGAACAGAAACCCUUACUGUCUACUUUUAUUUUAUGAUUCUGUCGUCGACAAGACAUCAUUUUGCAGAAAUAAUAUUUAUACAAAUAAUUCUAAGAAAAUUUCGAUGAAGAAUGUAUUACAAGACCCGGGUCUUCUAUUAUGAAUUUCACAUAAUAUUCCAAAAGGGGUCUUCUAUUAGGGGAGGGUAUUGUAAUAUAUGGGGGUCUUCUAUUAUGAGGGGGGGUUUACUAUUUCCUGUUUGAAAAAAACUAUUCAAAGUACUUAAUAGUGUUUCUUUCAUACUUUUUUUCUUUUUUACACGGGUAGUGUUCCUGAUCCUGUUGCUGAAUCUCCUGAGGUCGCUGCUCUUCGUGCGACUUAUGAUCGUGAUUAUGUUCAUGGUGAUUGUGCUUCUCGUAAUCGUUAUGCUCAUGCUUAUGCUGCUAUUGCUUUUGCUAAUCCUAAUAUUCUUCCUCUUCCUAUGUAUUGUAUUGAUAAGGAUACUCCUUAUGAAAUACCACAUCCUCGUGUCUGGCGAGGUUUUUCCUAG